Messenger RNA from Parastagonospora nodorum SN15, 279 nucleotides. RefSeq lists its product as hypothetical. NCBI's taxonomy places the organism in Eukaryota, Fungi, Ascomycota, Dothideomycetes, Pleosporales, Phaeosphaeriaceae. The transcript is spliced from 2 exons. The coding region runs from base 1 to 279 and encodes 92 amino acids. The record is from RefSeq and is a predicted model, not a curated record.
AUGUCAUACACGACACGACCUGAUGGGAAGCGGAGGAAGAUUCGAAAAGGAUGUCGGCACAAGAAGUCGGCCUGUGUCAGUCAAGAAUUUCCCGAGAAUGGUUCAGGAUUGCAAGAGGUCCGACAAGUGAGCAACGAUGGAGCACCACUCUCCAGCUGUAGCGACAUGAAAUCGGAUGCUGGUCUCCCGACACCUGCGUCUCACGACUUCGCCACUUCAUUGACCGCGAGCAGCAACAAUAAAGUGCGUUCUCUCAUACCACAAGACCUCGCUAUCUGA